AUGUUGGCAGCUUUGGUACCCGUAUCUGAGCUGGCAUCAGUCACUCCGCCUCCUCACAUCAAGCCCAGGUACAUCCAUUUCCUCACCCAACAUCGGGAUAACUCCAACACAAACACCGGAGGAACGUAUUGCAACAAGAUGAUGGAGAAACGAGGGCUGACUCAUCCAAACUGCAAGGAAAGGAACAGCUUCAUCCACGCCUCCGAUACGGACAUCAAAGCCGUGUGCGGGAAUCAAGGGGAGCCCUAUGGGACCCAGCGCCGGAGCUGCAAUAAAUUCCGUGUCACCACUUGCACCCUGAAAGGCGGCUCAACCCGUCCCCCUUGCAAGUACACACAUGACAACAGGCCUCGCUUUAUCGUCAUUGCUUGCGACGAAGGGUUCCCUGUCCAUUACGAUGAAGGCAAAGUCAUUGUAGUUGAGAAAUGGCCAUGCAAAAAGUAA
Molecule: messenger RNA, 444 nt
Organism: Sceloporus undulatus (fence lizard)
Lineage: Eukaryota; Metazoa; Chordata; Lepidosauria; Squamata; Phrynosomatidae
Product: angiogenin-like
Exons: 1
Coding region: 1-444 (147 amino acids)
Molecular function (GO): nucleic acid binding
Source: RefSeq, a predicted model, not a curated record